Molecule: messenger RNA, 1129 nt
Organism: Pelagomonas calceolata
Lineage: Eukaryota; Pelagophyceae; Pelagomonadales; Pelagomonadaceae
Source: the annotation of a GenBank genome assembly
CGCUACAGAGAGGCGACGAUCAAACGCCGUGUGACCGCCGGUCGAAGCGCCCGGCUGCAGGGGCUGCCGCGAACAGGGCCGUUCGCACCGUUUCAUCACCGCGGGCUGCCCUCUCGGACGCGUCGCGCCGCCGCGACAGCCUAACGCCAUAGCGGAAAAGCACGCUGCCCUCUCGGACGCGUCGCGCCGCCGCGACAGCCUAACGCCAUAGCGGGAAAGCACCAUGGGUCAGGAGCUCUCGGCCCUGACCGCCGCGGAGAAGCCCGUCCCGCGCGUGUCCUGCGAGAUCGACGAGGUGACCGGGGCGCCGCCGCCGCGCUGCGUCACGCCGCCGCGCACGCCGCCGCGCGCAACAAUGAAAGACGUUACGAUAAAGCGGCCGCCGCGCCAGCGCCCCGCGAAGGCGCCCGGCUACCUCCACCGCAAACGGAGCGAAGCCAAGAGCUUCCUACGCGUGUCGCUCCGACGGUGGGCGCGGUCCGUCGGCGCGUGGUCGCUCGACGCCUUUCGGCUAAGGGGCUACGCGCGGAACCGCCGGCGCAUCGCGGGUCAACACUGGGAGGCGCCCUUCUUCUGGGACGUCGGCGACUGGAAGUCCGUGCGGGAGCGGCCGUUCCGGGCGCGGGUCGUUUCCAUGGAUUUCGAGCGGGGCGGCCAUGCAUUUAAUAUCGACCUCUACCCCGGCGGCUUCCGCGAGGACGGCAGGGCGUCGGUCGGCGCCUACCUGCGCUAUACGGGCGACCGGCCGUGCCUCGAGCUGCGGCUGCGCCUGUCCGUCGUGGACCAGCGCGGCGGGCCCGACGUCGCGUGGCGGUCCGGCCUCGCGCUGCUCGGCGCGACGGCGCGCCUCGACCAGGGCGUCGUGACGAACUGGGGCUCGGCGCGCCUCGUGCCGCGCGUCUGGCUCGCGGCGGGCAACGGGCACCCGGGACUCGUCGUGGACGACUGCGUGCGGUUCCGCGUCGACGUCAUGAUCCUCGGCGAGCGGCGCGUCGACGUGAACCCGCUCGGGGGCCUCGCGCUGCCGCUCGCGCGGGAGGUCGUCGGCGCGCCGAUCACGCCCGUCAAGCGGCGCUCCAUCACUUCGCCGAUGAAGGGGCGGGCACGAUAGGUAUACAUAAGAAGACAC